AUGAGCUACCUCGAUUCGGGCAUUAAGACUUACCAUUAUGCCAGGGCACAGCAUAUGACGUGGAACUGGAACGAUCCAGCCAACGAGGACGGGAGUAGGUUUUCACUUCCAGACCAAGAGAGCGUGCGCCAGGACGCGCACGCCGGAUUGCAAGUCAACGUUGGUGAACCAAACUCCUAUUGGGACUGCUAUGUGGACGAAGACCAAUGGCAAGUGUUUCAAGACUUGCUCAUGGAUUGCAAUGGUAACUUGACUCGAAACGACGAAGCAGAAGGAAAUAUCUUCAGGCACGUGAUCAAACCACGUGACUUGGAGCUUCCCUUACCAGUGUAA
Messenger RNA from Kluyveromyces lactis, 333 nucleotides. RefSeq names its product Swm1p (gene SWM1). The transcript has a single exon. NCBI's taxonomy places the organism in Eukaryota, Fungi, Ascomycota, Saccharomycetes, Saccharomycetales, Saccharomycetaceae. The coding region runs from base 1 to 333 and encodes 110 amino acids. The record is from RefSeq and is a predicted model, not a curated record.